Molecule: messenger RNA, 906 nt
Organism: Myotis myotis
Lineage: Eukaryota; Metazoa; Chordata; Mammalia; Chiroptera; Vespertilionidae
Product: potassium channel subfamily K member 16-like
Exons: 6
Coding region: 1-906 (301 amino acids)
Biological process (GO): potassium ion transmembrane transport; stabilization of membrane potential
Cellular component (GO): membrane
Molecular function (GO): potassium ion leak channel activity
Source: RefSeq, a predicted model, not a curated record
AUGAAUGUGAAUCACCAGGUAAAGGAGCUGGGCCACAGCGGACUGGAGGAGACACCAAGCACCAAACUCCAUAUAAGCAUCCUCUUGUUUUCCUAUUUAUCAUUCCUCGUGCUUGGGGCAAUUAUAUUUCAAGCUUUGGAGGAAGACUUUGAGGUGGAGCAGCGAAAGUUGGCAGUUAACCUGAAAAGUGAUUUUCUGAAACAUCAUGCUAAUUAUACUCUUCAUGAGGUCGAAAUGUUUGUGCAGACGAUGGGUUAUUUUGUAUUAUUGGGAAUACCUGCCACAGGAAAUAGAACUGCUGUUGUCUCUUGGACUUUUUUCAACUCAUUUGUAACUUCCGUAAUUAUCGUAACUACAAUAGGUUAUGGGACAGUUUUUCCUAGGACUACUGGUGGACAACUGUUCUGUAUUGUCUUUGCUGCAAUUGGAAUCCCUCUAACUAUCAUAGUCUUAAAUUGUAUUAGUAAAUUUAUUUUUCUGCCAUUUGAAAAACUUGGAAACUACCUUCAACAUAAGGGUGUAAAUGAGAGCUAUGUUACUCUUUGGAAGAUGGCACUUUUUAUUAUAACUGGAACUCUUUUGUUUCUGGCAUUACCACCAUUUGUUUUUACGUCAUUAGAGAAUUGGACUUAUAUUGAAGGAGUUUAUUAUUCAUUCACCACCAUAAGCACUAUUGGUUUAGGAGACUAUGCAAUAGCUUCAAAUCCGAUGAAAGAGAAUGAGAGCGUCACCUACUCAAUCUUAUUAUUAAUUUGGAAUGGCCAUGGUCUGGUCUGGCUUGCUAUUGUAUUUAAUUUGAUAACCAAAUUCUUUCACGUAAUGGAAUUGAAGCUGACUGAGGACUCAUCUGAAGUAGAACUUGAAAGAGAAGAAAAGAAGACAGAUGCUGAAAAUCAAUUUAUUUAG